ACUUCCGGCGUUGCUAGGCUCCUCCGGAAUUAGCCGUUUGUUUACACCUUUCUUUGACUUUAAGGAGCGUCAUUAAAGCUGCCUUGAAGAGAAACUAAAACAGAGGAAUACGUUUUUUUUUUUUUAAAUACGUUGUUACGGUGUUUUUUGAAUCUGUUGUGCUCGAUCGAUAUAUUGAAGAAUAUGUAUUUAUAACUAGCUACUUGCCUGUUACAGUAACUAGUCCCUCGAACAUAACGGUUGGAGAGUUUGAAUAUUCACUCCAAAAUGCCCUUGUUUGGCAACAUUUUCAGUCCCAAGAAAACACCGCCUCGGAAGUCUGCAUCCCUUUCUAAUCUACAUACACUGGAUCGGUCAACACGAGAGAUUGAAUUAGGUCUGGAAUAUGGAUCUCCGGUGAUGAAUAUUGGCGGCCAAAGCUUGAAAUUUGAAGAUGGCCAGUGGAUCUCCGAGUCAGGAGGUAAUGUAGCAGGAAAAGAGGUCCAGCGACUGAAGAAAAGGAAUCUGCAGCUGGAAGAGGAGAAUAAUCUCCUCAGGCUAAAGAUUGAGGUUCUUCUUGAUAUGCUUUCAGAGUCAACGGCGGAAACACAUCUAAUACAGAAGGAACUUGAAGAUGUGAGGAGUAAUUCUAGGAGAAAGAAAUGAUGAAAGGAAAUAAAGGGGAUUCAGUCAUUUUUUUAUAUGUGUAUACAGUAUAGGGAUUUUAUAAUGAAACUGGUGUAACUAUAUUACACAUUUCUAUUUUAUUACUGUUUUUUUGCCAAUUAUAUGAAAAAAAUAUUGGGUUUUUUUUCAGUUUCAAUUAAUAAUUUAAGGUAAUCUUUACGCAAGGAUCUAUUUUUGGCAUUUUUUGUUUAUUCACAUAAUGUUGUGUAGAAAAUACCUUCAGACUACUAUUGUCAAAAAACAACUGCUGAAUUAAACAGCAUGUUAUCAGGUUACAUAAACUCAGCUGAAGCUCACUUAUAAUGUGUUUAGAAUACAAUAUCUUGUCUUAUAGCCAGGUAUGACAAAUCUUCAUUCCUUUGGCCCCAGUAAGUGCUCUUACAUGACAGUCCCAAAAUCUUUCUGCAUUUUAGAUCUGAAUGUGCAUUCAAGUAACAGAGAACAAUUACACUCUUUCUUUGGUUCAGCAGUAAGAUUAGUCAAGAGCUGUAAAGGUUUAAACAUGUACAUGCUGAUUUAAGAGGAUUUUCAUAUGGAGUGUGAGGCACGUAUUACACGCCUAGGGUGGCAAACUCUUGAUCUGGCUUUUUUUUUUUUUUUUCAAUAAUAAUAAAUUGAAUACAUUUCAAUUAUAAUAAAUGUUGUACAAAUUUUAUGCCAAAGUGUUAUUUGAAAAAUAUAGCAUUGUUUCCAAGUUUUGCUAUUUUGUAAUUUGACCUGUCAAAACAUUUCAUUUAAUAUUUUGCUGGCAAAAAAAAAAAAAAGUGUAUUUCCAAACCAAUAAAAGAACACUUGUUAUUGUAUCACA
Cyprinus carpio (common carp) is the source of this 1474-nucleotide messenger RNA. RefSeq names its product protein chibby homolog 1-like. Lineage: Eukaryota; Metazoa; Chordata; Actinopteri; Cypriniformes; Cyprinidae. The record is from RefSeq and is a predicted model, not a curated record.